AUGGCCAUGUUAGCUUCCAAGACGCCCUUCCCAGCGGCCCUGCUCUCGACUUCCAACCUCUCUUCCGCGCAGAGCUCUGCCAUCCAAUCAAGUCGAAGGGCCCCGGCCAUGAUGACUUCACAUCAAUCGUUUGCUAGCCCGACAGAGUCCGAAUUUUCCGAUGUCGAAGGGCCAGAAUCCGCGAAGAAUUGGGAUGAAGAAAGAGUCUGUGAUUGGCUAAGGAGUAUCAACUGCGGAGACUAUGAGAAGUUGUUCAAGAAGAAUAAUAUUAAUGGGGAGAAUCUCUUGGAAAUGGACAAAGCAGUGCUCCAAGAGAUGGGGAUCGAAAAGAUUGGGGAUCGCGUCCGUCUAUUUCUGGGAAUUAAGAAGCUUAGAACAAAGGCGUACGCCAACCAGAAGAAAAGGAAUAGGGAUUCUUUUGCCGGCCUCGAUGCCUAUACACCAUCAUCAUCUGGGUCUCCACGACCUCCCAAUUCCGGAAGUCGAGCUAUGCCAACACCCCCGGCUAAUAAAAGGUAUUCGAGACAAUUCGAAAGCUUUAACCCGGCAACUGCCAUACCUGAAAAUGUCACCAAGGCUCCUUCAAGACCCAAUUCUCCCCUCACCGGAUCAGAGGUUAGAGUAGUCAGACAGCAGCGGUAUGGAGUGAUGAGCCCAGCCGAAACGGCAAGGCGAGAGAAUGCACAAGGCUACUUCAAUGGCUCAAGUAUUCCUUCGAGUGCAGCGACUAUCAGUGGUAGAAGACCUACUACACCCGCGGAUGGACAACCACAGACAGCACGUAUCGUCCACCAUAGGGGCAACGGUAGUGUCGACACAAAUCUGGUGGCCCUGUUACCACCAGAUCAAGGAUUGGUCAGAGUCAUUUCAGCGGGAGACCGGACAAAGGUUUUCAAGGUUACGGAUUGCCAGUCGGUUGACGAAGUUAUGCGAUUGACAUUGAGGAAACACGAGUUCCGUGAGGAUCGUAUUCGAAGCUACUGUUUCUAUGUGCUGUCCGGGCUGGAAGCUGACCCCACUCAAUGUCGACGCCUAUCUGAAACGGAACUCUGGCGUAUUAUCAAGGAUCCAAAAAGAAAUGAAAGAAACCGUCUGAUGCUUCGAAAGAUUCACGAAGGACCCCCGGGUGAUGCCGAGAUUAAACGGGCAGCUGCUAUCGCGAUGGAAGAGGUCACUGUUAAUCACACUCGGGCUCUUGAGAGCGCCGACAACAAACGAAGUGUACCAAAAUUACAACAGGUUCUUGGUGAGAGCUGGAAUAGUGGUCUGCAACAUCCCCUCUCACCUGCAUCAUUUCAGUCAACUGGCUCAGCUGUUUCCGCUGGGGAGCGAGAGCACAACAUAUGGAACACUGUCAAAGAUCUAGAACGCCCCCCUUCCAUGGAGCAGCCACGGGAUACUACCAGACACAGGCCAACUGCUGGAAAGAAAGUCCUCCGUCAAUUCUUUGGUCAAAGGCCCCCCAGUGAGCUGAUUACUUCCGACUUGACAACCUACUUCCCGGACCAUCCUCGAGAAGAGAUUGACCGUACUGCCCGGCUUUCGUUGCGGAGAUCAACGCGUCUAAGCAAGGUCAACAGCCGACUUAGUGUUGCAAGCAACUUGAGCUUUGCAUCAAGUGUCGCAGAUGCCCCACCAAUGCCGACCAUUGCCGACACCUGGUUAAAUGGUAAUGGCCACCUUGCAAAGGUCAAACCCUUGGACUUAUCUCGGGGCAAUAGCAACCGCUAUAGAGAUUCGACAGCAUCAUCGUUACUUGAGCGCGUACAGGAAGAGUCUCCUAUCGAGCCCAAUCGGAAGUCAUAUGUCUCCUUCGACAGCGGGUCUGAUACUACAAAUGUGAAUGUCACAGAUCCAGACGGCAACACUCAGAGCUAUUUUGAUGAAGCCAGUACUGAAGCCAGUGGCUCAUUGCGAGACAUAAGCCAGGCUCUGACUGAAGACGGAGAAGAUGCUGAUGAAGAGUUACAAAGCUUCCUGGCUGGAGAUUCUUGGGACGAUAGCAAGUGGAUGAAAGGUGCUCUUAUUGGACAAGGUUCAUUCGGUAGUGUGUACCUGGCUCUACAUGCUGUCACUGGAGAGCUUCUAGCCGUCAAACAGGUGGAGGCACUCUCACCUGGCUCAAACAGCGCCAACGAUGCGAGAAAGAAGAGUAUGAUUGAUGCCCUAAAGCGUGAGAUCAGUCUUUUGCGGGACCUUCAGCACCCAAAUAUUGUACAAUAUCUCGGUGCUAGCUCUUCCUCAGAGACCCUCAACAUUUUCCUCGAGUACGUUCCUGGUGGAUCAGUCCAGACUAUGCUCAACUCCUAUGGAGCUCUUCGGGAACCCCUUAUUCGCAACUUUGUCCGUCAAAUCGUCACUGGGCUCGCCUAUCUACACGGACGGGAUAUUAUCCAUCGAGACAUCAAGGGCGCCAACAUUUUGGUCGACAACAAAGGUGGCAUUAAAAUUUCUGAUUUUGGUAUCUCGAAGAAGAUGGAGGCCUCCAACAUCCUUACUGGUGCUUCUCAAAACAAGAAUCGACCAUCCCUUCAAGGAUCUGUCUUCUGGAUGGCUCCCGAGGUGGUAAAGCAGACAUCUUAUACCAGGAAAGCCGAUAUCUGGUCACUUGGAUGCCUCGUGGUUGAGAUGAUGACUGGAACGCAUCCAUUCCCCGACUGCUCGCAACUGCAAGCAAUCUUCAAGAUCGGUGGUGCUAAGAUCAGCCCCACCAUUCCAGAUCAUGCCAGUUCUGACGCGAAGACUUUCUUGCAACAAGCCUUUGAGGUCGAGCAUGUGAAGCGGCCAAGUGCUGAAGAGUUGCUCUUCAGUCCCUUCCUCAAUGCCAUUACAUGA
Molecule: messenger RNA, 2835 nt
Organism: Lachnellula hyalina
Lineage: Eukaryota; Fungi; Ascomycota; Leotiomycetes; Helotiales; Lachnaceae
Product: Serine/threonine-protein kinase
Exons: 2
Coding region: 1-2835 (944 amino acids)
Biological process (GO): protein phosphorylation; signal transduction
Molecular function (GO): protein kinase activity; ATP binding; protein binding
Source: RefSeq, a predicted model, not a curated record